AUGGCGGCUCGACACGGGAAACUCUGCGAGUUCAACGCGGGCGUAGAUAAUGUCGAAGACUACAAAGAACGAUUCUUGCUCUAUUGCACGGCAAAUGGAAUCACGGACGACGACAAGAAGAUAGCUGUUCUUCUGACGUCGAUGGGCACAACGACGUUCACAUUACUAAAGAAUUUGGACCACUAUGAACCGAGAAUUAUCGUCGUCGCAGAGCGUUUUCGCUUUUAUAAGCGAAUGCAGCGGGAAGGCGAGAAUAUUGCUGUUUACGUUUCGGAGCUGCGACGCCUCGCCAAACAUUUCGGUGAGCAGCUCAAUACUGCAUUACGUGAUCAAUUAGUCUGUGGGUUGCUACACGAGAAUAUACAGCAGAAGAUUUUAGCUGAGGAAGAGCUAACGCUGGAAAAGGCUCUGCGGAUUGCACAAGCUGCAGAGACAGCCAGAGCAGAGACACAACACCUCCGUGGGGAGUCGACACGACAUGCAGCUAGUGGACAUUCCAGGACAUUGGAGCCGGCAUUUGCUGUCAAGAGAGCGACCACAAGCAGCCGCAGCCAAUCGGUAUUGUUGCGUGCUUUGGAUAAGACGAAGGGCCAUAUCGCUAAAGCAUGUCGGAAGAAGCAACGAGAUAACGCGAAAGAUAGCACGGAGGGCACUUGGCGUACAAAAAGGAAACCGAAGACUCAGUCUACAUAUCAAGUAGAUGCAGAAGAUGUAAGCCUCAUUUGUUCUUUGUCUGGUAGAGGCGGGGUCAAGGUGACAAUAGAGGUGGCAGGCAGGAAUGUGGAGAUGGAAGUGGACACUGGAGCUUCAGUGAGUGUUGUACCAACCCAGAUGUAUAGUGAAGUUCUAUUCCACAUACAGCUGAAGAAGAGCACUGCCCAACUUCAGUCAUAUAGUGGUGAACGAUUGAAGGUGAAAGGAGAAGCUGUUGCACCAAUCAAGUAUGGAAUGCAACAAUCCAUGGAGCGGUUGAUUGUAGUGGAUGUGAGUGAUAAGCCAGCAGUCUUGGGACGAGAUUGGCUGUCAAACCUCAAGCUUGAUUGGGCUUCUCUGUUCAAAGUUGAUAGUGGAGUUUUUGAUGUACCUGAGAAGUUUCCUCAGUUGUUUGCAGAGGGAGUAGGUACUUUGCAAGGCUAUCAAGCCAAGAUAACUUUGUCUGCAGAUGCCAAGCCACAGUUCCAUAGGCCACGCCCAGUGCCUUAUGCCUUACAACAGAAGGUAGAGGAGGAGCUUAAUCAACUUCAGGAAGAGGGCAUUAUACAGCCAGUGGAAAACAGUGAGUGGGCAGCACCUAUCGUCAUUGCGAGAAAGGCUGAUAAUUCUAUCAGAAUUUGUGGCGAUUACAAGGUAACAAUUAACCCCUACCUGGAGAUGGACAAUUAUCCAAUGCCGAUGCACAAGACUUGUUUGCAUCGUUAG
This is a messenger RNA of Corticium candelabrum, 1419 nucleotides long. RefSeq lists its product as uncharacterized. Bases 1 to 1419 code for a protein of 472 amino acids. The transcript is spliced from 3 exons. Lineage: Eukaryota; Metazoa; Porifera; Homoscleromorpha; Homosclerophorida; Plakinidae. The record is from RefSeq and is a predicted model, not a curated record.